Perognathus longimembris pacificus (Pacific pocket mouse) is the source of this 6261-nucleotide messenger RNA. RefSeq names its product family with sequence similarity 135 member A (gene Fam135a). Bases 435 to 5057 code for a protein of 1540 amino acids. Lineage: Eukaryota; Metazoa; Chordata; Mammalia; Rodentia; Heteromyidae. The transcript is spliced from 23 exons. The record is from RefSeq and is a predicted model, not a curated record.
UGGUGCUGACACGGGCAGGGCCGAAAUCUGAGCCUCUCAGCCUGACGUCGGGACAGGCCCGAGCCGGCGGGGUGGUCGCUGAAUCCCCCCGCGGUCGCUAAGGCGCCUCUGCACCCCCGGCUCGGUCCUGGGCCGGGCCGGAAGCGGCCUUCGCCGCCCGGUCCUCGGCCUCCCGAAGCGUCCCGGCGAGAGGCUCCGGAGCCGGGUCCCCGCCUGCUGAAGGGUUGAAGAUCAGCUGGAUUAUGAAUUUCAUUUUGAAACCUCAAAACAACCCACAAACAGUAAAUUCUUCCUUGUAUUAUCUUUGUCAGGGGGAACAUAUUUCUAACAAGAAUCAGUAAUUGGAAGAACAAGAUUAAGUAUACAAUGUUUAAAUGAAGUUUUGAUCAGGAGAGGUGUUACUACCAGAUUUGUCCUCUGAGAAUAAGUUGAAAAUGAGUGAAGUUCAAGCAAUGGUUGAAUUCUCUGUGGAGCUAAACAAGUUCUACAAUGUGGAUUUAUUCCAGAGAGGUUUUUACCAGAUUCGUGCAUCUAUGAGAAUUCCACCAAGAAUUCCCCACAGAGUAGAAGCCAGUUUGUUACAUGUAACAGGUACGUCUUUAGCCUUUCCAGCUUCAGUUCAUGAUUCUUUGAUUUGCAGUAAAACAUUUCAAAUUCUAUACAAAAAUGAAGAGGUGGUUUUAAAUGAUGUAAUGAUCUUCAAAGUUAAAAUGUUGUUGGAUGAAAGAAAGAUUGAAGAAACCCUUGAGGAAAUUAAUUUUCUAUUAUCCUUGGAUCUACACUUCACAGAUGGAGAUUAUUCGGCAGAUGAUCUGAAUGCUUUACAACUAAUAAGUAACCGAACUUUGAAGCUGCACUUUAGCCUCUAUAGAGGGCUUCAUCAUCAUGUGAAUGUAAUGUUUGAUUAUUUCCACCUUUCCGUGGUGUCUGUUACAGUUCAUGCAUCACUGGUUGCACUACACCAGCCACUAAUAAGCUUUCCUCGCCCUGUGAAGACUACUUGGUUAAAUAGAAAUGCACCAAUACAAAACAAAGAUUCCAUGAUUCCCACUCUGGAAAGUGUUGUUUUUGGUAUUAACUACACAAGACAGUUAUCACCAGAUGGCUGUAACUUCCUCAUUGCAGACUCUUUCCUACGCCAUGCUUAUCAUUUUCAUUAUACGCUUUGUGCCACUUUGCUACUGGCCUUCAAGGGAUUGCACAGCUACUUCAUUACAGUAACAGAAGAGAUCCCUUCUUGUCAGAAACUAGAACUGGCCAAGGCCAACAUGCAGGUCCUAUAUGAGCGCCUUCUCAGAAGAAAACAGUCAAGAACCCAGAAAGACACCUGUACAGUAGAGGAAAUGGAUGUUGAAGCUCGACUUACUGAACUAUGUGAAGAAGUUAAGAAAAUAGAAAAUCCUGAUGAACUUGCAGAACUUAUCAAUAUGAAUCUUGCACAACUUUGCUCACUUCUGAUGGCCUUAUGGGGACAAUUUCUAGAAGUUAUAACACUACAUGAAGAACUAAGAAUACUAUUAGCACAAGAACACCAUACCUUGAGGGUUCGCAGAUUUUCUGAGGCUUUCUUUUGCUUUGAACAUCCUAGAGAAGCUGCUAUUGCAUUCCAGGAACUUCAUGCUCAGAGUCAUCUACAGAUGUGCACCGCUAUCAAAACCACUUCCUUCUGCAGUUCUCUUCCACCCCUACCUAUUGAAUGUAGUGAAUUAGAUGGAGAUCUCAAUUCAUUACCUAUAAUCUUUGAAGAUAGGUAUUUAGAUUCAGUUGUUGAAGACUUAGAUGCACCCUGGAUGGGAAUCCAGAAUCUUCAGAGAUCAGAGUCCAGUAAAAUGGAUAAACAUGAGACUGAAGAAAGCUCUGUAGCAGGACUUUCUAGCCCAGAGUUGAAGGUCAGAACGGCUGUUGCCUCCAGUGUUUGGUAUACAGAAGGUGAAAAUCCACUAACAAAAUCUCUAAAAGCAAAGAAUGAAGAAUCAAAUAAGUCCAAGGCUAAGGUCACUAAGCUCAUAAAAACCAUGAAACCAGAAAGCACAAAAAAAUUAAUAAAACAGAACUCUAAGGAUUCUGUGGUUUUGGUAGGCUACAAAUGUUUGAAAAGUACACCAUCAAAUGAUCUAAACAAAUGCUGUGACGGCAACCUUUCACAUAGUGAGAAGGAAGGUCUGGAUCCCACAAUAUGUGGAUAUAAUUUUAACCCAAAGACCUACGCCAGACAGACAAGCCAAAAGGAAACUAGUUAUUUGCCAACUAAUACAGAAAGAAUUGAACAAAAGUCUCCAGAUACUGAAAACAUGCAAGCAGACCAGUUCAAUGCUUUGAACUCUGGCAGCCUAAAUCUUUGUGCAAAUUUGUCCAUUUCAGGUAAACUUGCUUUCUGCCAGGAUGAUAGUGAAACUGCACCCAUGGAACAAAAUCUGGCAUCCAGAAGCUCAUCAGAUGAUUGCCAUGGUCGUCAAACAGCCCCACCUUCAGAAGCUAGAACUCUUGAAGGGAAGCCCAGUAGUAAAUAUCCUUUCAGUGAGGAGAAAGUAACAGUUAAAAUAGGACCUUGGACAGAGCGACAAGAAGAACUGUUUCUGGAGAAUUUACUACCCAACUUUGAAUCCUUAGAACCUAAUGAUAAAUCGAAAUACAUAGAAGUAACAGUUGAAAAGGAAGCUUUGCAGGAAGCAAAGUACCAUUCUGUUGGAGAAUCAUUAGCUAAAUUUAGAAGUAAUCCACCUGCUUUUUCUACAAAAGAAUAUCAUGUUUCAGUAAGUGGAGAUACAAUUAAAUUACCAGAUAUUAAUACCACUUAUGCCUCUUCUAGAUUUUCAGAUUCAGGUGUUGAAAGUGAACCAAGUUCUUUUGCAACCCAUCCAAACCCUGAGAUAGUCAUGGAAACUGCACAAGGGCAAGGUCUUUUCAAUGAAAGAUUAUUUCCUCAGCUCUUGGUGAAACCUGAUUAUAAUGUAAAAUUUUCAUUAGGAAGUCACUGCACUGAGAGUACAAGUGCUUUUAGUGAGAUACAAUCAUCGUUGACAUCUAUAAAUUCUCUACCUUCUGAUGAUGAACUGUCACCUGAUGAAAAACCUAAGAAAUCUGUUGUACCUGAAUGCCAUCUAGUAGAUAGCAAAACUGUACUAAGUCUAGGAACAAUUGAUUUACCAAAAUCUGGUGAUACUAAAAAGUCAAGUAUUAUUUCGCAACAGCAAUGUGUUGCAUUUUCAGGGCAUUUGGACAGUGAAACUUCGAUACAUUCCUCAAGUUCAAGCACUAAAGACCCUUUCCAACUUGUUUUUCCAGAUAAAGACAGUUCCAGUGUUGUAAAAAGUAGUUGCAACUCCAAACCUAACUUGGACACUCUUUAUAAAGAGUCCCAGACUCCUGAUAAACGUAGUAACUCUGCAGAAACAGCAAUUGCAUUAAGUUCAAAGCUGAUUUCGUUGGGCACUGCUUGUGUUGUUUCAGGUUCCAUUUCUACUAGUGGAGAAGUUAGUGAUGGUAGGACUGUGGAAAGAAAAAGUAAUGAUCCAUUAGAUCUCCAACGAAUUUAUUCAGAAGCCCAAACUGUUGAAAGUGAAGCUCAUAUGAGUGUGAGUGAGCCUUUUUCAGCCAGUGAUGAUGUAGUAAAGCAAGGGCUUGUGGAAAAUUAUUUUGGCUCUCAGAGAAGUACUUGUAUUUCUGAUGCAUGUGCUGUUGGCUUCUGCAAUUCCGAUAGUUCUCAGAAGGAAACCUGUGGAAAAGGAAAUAGUAAUCUUCAGCAGGAACAGGGCCAAGAGGAUGAGGAGGAAGAACAGGAUCAAGAAAUGGUUCAAAAUGGGUAUUAUGAAGAAACACAUUAUCCAGCUUUGGAUGGAACAGGAAAUGCUCACUAUAUAAGCAGAGAUGCUGAAGCUGAAGAAGGACUUAGAAAAUCUGAAAAAGUUAACAGUGAUUAUCCAAGGGAUGGGAUGAAUAUGCCUACUGUUUGUACUUCUGGGUGUUUAUCUUUUCCAUCUGCACCACGAGAGUCUCCUUGUAGUUUUAAAUAUUCUUCGAAAAGUAAAUUUGAUGCCAUUACAAAGCAGCCAUGCAGCAUUCCUUACAACUUCACAUCUUCAAUUUCUUGGUAUGAAAAUUCACCAAAACCUCAAAUACAAGCCUUCCUUCAGGCAAAAGAAGAAUUGAAGCAACUUAAACUCCCUGGGUUCAUGUACAGUGAUGCCCCCCUGUUGGCUUCAUCAAUACCGUAUUUUAGCAUGGAGGAAGGAGAUGGUUCUGAAGAUGGAGUGCAUCUCAUUGUCUGUGUGCAUGGUUUAGAUGGUAACAGUGCAGAUCUCCGACUGGUAAAAACGUAUAUUGAACUUGGACUACCUGGAGGAAGAAUUGAUUUUCUUAUGUCUGAGAGAAAUCAGAAUGAUACUUUUGCUGAUUUUGAGAGCAUGACUGAUCGUCUUUUGGAUGAAAUAAUACAAUAUAUUCAGAUAUAUAGCCUAACAGUCUCAAAAAUAAGCUUUAUUGGACAUUCAUUGGGCAAUUUAAUCAUUCGUUCAGUGCUUACAAGGCCAAGGUUUAAAUAUUACCUCAGCAAACUUCAUACUUUUCUCUCUCUUUCUGGACCUCAUCUUGGUACCCUCUACAACAGCAGUGCUCUAGUUAAUACAGGUCUCUGGUUUAUGCAGAAAUGGAAAAAAUCAGGUUCUCUUUUGCAACUGACAUGUCGAGAUCACUCUGACCCUCGCCAAACUUUUUUAUAUAAACUCAGUAAUAAAGCUGGACUUCAUUAUUUCAAAAAUGUUGUGCUGGUUGGAUCCCUACAGGAUCGCUAUGUUCCUUACCAUUCUGCCCGCAUUGAAAUGUGUAAAACAGCUUUAAAGGACAAGCAGUCAGGACAAAUCUAUUCAGAAAUGAUCCACAACUUGCUUCGCCCAGUUCUACAAAGUAAAGACUGUAAUUUGGUUCGAUACAAUGUUAUCAAUGCAUUGCCCAAUACAGCAGAUUCACUCAUUGGGAGAGCUGCUCAUAUAGCUGUUCUUGAUUCAGAAAUAUUUUUAGAGAAAUUCUUUCUGGUUGCGGCCCUCAAAUAUUUCCAGUAGGAUAAAAACAUUGUUAGAGACUUGACAAUUACCUCAUCCAACAGUGAUUUAAAUGAUGUAUUAUAAUAGUUAAUUAAGUUCUAAGAAAUAUUUAUACCUUUUUAUAUGGAAGAUAAUUUAUAUCAUCCAUGAGUAGAGCUUUUUAAACAUCAACUUUAUUUUCUAAGUAAUGUGGCUGUGCAAUAUUUUUUAAAUUUUAUCUUUUUACUUUUCUAUUACUUUUUCAUAUAUUUUGCUACCUAAGUAGAACUUAGUGGAACUUCAGUGGAACUUUAAGCCUAUAUGGACAUCUGAUUGGCUUUCAUGAUUCUUACAUCAGACUACAUCUUACUACAGGCUGUUAUUGCUAGAAUAGCAUGGGAUUUUUAAUUUUCUAGUUUGGGGGGGUGUUAUUUAGCUCACUAUAACUUUUUCUUUUAACAUUUUACUGUAUUUUAACUGGAAAUAAAAUUAUGGCUGCUAAAAUAUAUUUUUGAGAUCAACUUCUUUACUCUUAAAACAUCCCUUUAUCUUGUCAUCAGACCAGGUAGCUCAGACAUGAUAGUGUUGUGACUGUUUUCUACAAAACCAUUACUAUCGCUAUUACACACAUAUCAUGCCUAUUACAAUAUUUUUCUACUGUUGGUUUAAACAUCAUUUCUCAUAUUGACUCAUUACUGGAAUUUUUGUGUUCACAUUAGCAGCAUAUACAAAUUUUUUAAUUUCCUCUGCAUUGAUUUGGUUGGAAUUUUGCUACAUUUGGUAAUGUUGCCUGAACUUUUUGACUCAUUCUUUAACUUUUUCAUAUACUUUCUUGUUUGUACAUAAUAAUUAAAUGUUGAAAUUUAUGUAAUACUUUUAUGAAUUUAGAUAAAUGUUAACUAUUGUUACAAUUUAUUGAUCCGAAGAGUAAUGUAAAUAAAAUGCUUCAUGUUAAAAUGGAAAAAAUUAUCUUUACAUGUUUGGUGAUGCAGAUGCAGAUGUUUUUGAUAUAUGGAGAUGUUAAAUUUUGACUCCACUAAAGGUGCUAAAUAACUUUAAAUUCACUAUUUUUCUUCCGUUUUUCUUGUGAUGCACUAAGGGUGGAUGGAAAGUCUGUUUGCCUUCAUCAAUUGUAAUGGACAGAGGGUUUUUGUAAGUAUGAGUUAUAUAAUUGAUGCAUGUUUAUUUUCAGUAUUGUGUUCAUUGCUUCUGGUGUAAAUAAAUGAAGAAAUAUGUGUUUUGA